Messenger RNA from Acanthaster planci (crown-of-thorns starfish), 2348 nucleotides. RefSeq names its product monocarboxylate transporter 12-like. The record is from RefSeq and is a predicted model, not a curated record. Gene Ontology annotation, molecular function: monocarboxylic acid transmembrane transporter activity. Gene Ontology annotation, biological process: transmembrane transport. Lineage: Eukaryota; Metazoa; Echinodermata; Asteroidea; Valvatida; Acanthasteridae.
GCAUGCAUAGUAAAUUUCGAUGACCUGAAUAAUACAGUAAGGUCCCAUGCAUCAUGGCUGUCUGCAGUCCCGUUAACACAGACACGACAACACAGACGUUCGUACAGAGUUAGCACGGAGUAGAACGGGUGAUACUCAGAAUAUAGUGGUACUGAUAGACAAAGAUACCCAUGAUCUGCAACGAUGCAUCAGGGUGUGAAUGGGUGCGCUCAACCUUCCUACCUCCAUAGGGAAUGUGGAAUGAAGCUGAAAACUCUGGGUAGAAAACAGUGAGACUCCAAAAGAAAAACUAAGUUCUACUUAUCAGGACCAAGCCACUGACAGAAACUGGUCCAGGUCACAAGGCGAUUCUCUAUCGUCUUGUGUAUAACUUGGAUGAGGUUACACACAGGAAGCAGCGUAAAUGAAGCACAAUGUCAGAGCCCAGUGAGAGCCACGCAACACGGCUCACCAACUUCAUGAGAGACAUAUAGCCCGCCAUGUUUUAAGUUUUCACAGUGCAAUGGAAUUUAACCGUAAUGGAUGCUUUAUAGUCCUCUUGGCAUUUACUACCAAUCUCGUGUGGGGGUGUGUAGUCAAAAGUUUGGGAGUUCUUCUUCCAGUUCUACGGGACCAAUUCACGACACAAACAUGGAUUAUUGGUAUAGUGACGUCGCUAGUCGCAGUUACGUCGGAUAUUGUAGGUCUCUUCACUUUGCCUCUGGAAAAGCUAUUUGGUUGUCGCCUUGUGUUGAUCUCCAGCGGCGUGAUAGGAUGCCUGGGUUUAUUUUUGCUUCCCUUCGCGUCAAACCCCAUUCACGUCGCCCUGUCUUUAGCCGUUCUGGCUGGACCCGCUCUAGGGAUUUAUUCAGUCCUGGCUAAAGUUCUCAUUGGACGUCAUUUCAGAGAGCAGUAUGCUACGGCUUGCGGGAUAGGCCAUGCCGGACAAGCACUGGCCUUUCUCGUUUUUGCACCAAUGACGCAACUUUUCCUCGACACCUAUGGCUGGAGGGGAGCAACGCUGCUUAUUGCUGGAUUCAGCAUGCAUCAAAUACCGACUGCCGUCUUAGUCAAGGCCGUCAAUCCACAGUACAAGUCUCUCGCAGAUGCAGACAACCGGAAUGACUCUCUUCACAACUUUGACACGGAGAUCAAGGAAGCGGAAAAAAGACGUAAAAGCAGUGCCCCCGUCUCGUUCAAGGAGUUAUGCUCUCUUAUCUACAGAGCACUGGACUUGGGCAUAUUCCUGGAGUUUAAUUUCUGGAUCGUCUUGAUGUGCCGUUUCGGAGUAACAACUUCCUUCAUAUCUUGGCUGCUGUAUUUCGUUCCUCAUCUGCAAGCUAAAGGUUUCAACCCCCAAGUAGCCGCUUCACUCUGCAUAGCAGCUGCUGUUGGCUUUUCGUUUGGGACGCUGAUCUGGUCCCCUUUCAUUGACAGGGGUCUCAUCAAGUCGUCGACAGCGAUCAUCAUCACCAGUCUUGUUCUAACUCUCUCUUUCGUAGUUGAUCCUUGGGUGCACGACGUCAUCGGUUAUGCGAUCACCGCCUUUGUCUGUGGUUUGUUUUCUUCAGCACUAUACACUCUCACUGAUGUCAUAACUAAGGAAAUCGUUGACAAUGACCGACUUGUCGCCGCGUUCGGAUGGAUGCGGGCCUUCUUCUUUGGCCGUCUCAUCGCGGGUUUUGUACCUGGGUGGAUAUACGACAUGAGAGGUAGCUAUGAUUUGGCGUUCAUCGUCAUUGGUCUCAUACCAACCUUCUCUCUCCUUCCAUUGGUUAUUGCACUGAUAAGGAAGACGAUCUAGGGUCAGAUAAAACUACGCACAUGUACAUCCUUCUAGCGCUUCUUUGCACGGUGACAAUGUCAUGUCGUUCUUGCAAUCGCUGAGACGAAGCCAUAUUGUGGUGCAACAAUCCACACGGUACCGGGGCGGGGUGACGUACGUUGUAGACACGCGUUGAUAGACAGAGUAUGACUUCAUCACAAUGUGCUACAACCACUGUGUAUCGGUAUACCCGUAAUCAGAUGUUGGCAAUUCGCAGCUCCAAACAUCUGGGUCCAGCAGACAGUUCUGUUAAAUUUAAAGAAUAGUGGAAUUUUACGUUGUAGAGGUUCAAAAUCAGGUCGUCGUCAUAAAAGACCACCUUUCAGACUGACCGUAUUCCUGUUAGAGUGACAUGUCGACCACAGAAACCUUCUUGUCAUCGUAAAAGAAAUGACAGGAUGGGCUUGGUUAACAUUUGCAUUCGUGAUCGUCUACAUGUACAGCCCUCAUUGCCAUCCGUAAUGCAGUGGAAUGCACGAUCGCUGAAUAACCACUUCAGUGAGCUUCAGGCAGCUCUAGCUUGUCAAUACAACACCGUUCAUCU